AUGGCCAUGUGGAGUCUGCUUCUCUGGGAAGCUCUGCUUCCCAUGGCAGUUACUGGUACAAACAUCCAGGGACAGGUGGGAGGCUCUGUGCUGCUGGUGGCAAAGCACCCCCAGGGAUUCCAAGUUCGUGAUGCCAUUUGGCGAUCUCUCUGGCCUUCAGAGGAGCUCCUGGCCACAUUCUUCCAGAACUCCUCGCAGACUCUCUACCACUCCCGCUUCCUGGGCCGAGCACAGCUGCACAAGAACCUCAGCCUGGAGCUGCGGCCACUGGAGUCUGGAGAUAGCGGCAACUUCUCUGUUCUGCUGGUAGACAUGGGGGGCCGGACUCAGAUCCAGACCCUGCAGCUCAAGGUGUAUGAUGCAGUGCCCAGGCCAGCAGUCCAAGUGUUCAUUGCUGCAGCAGGAGAUUCCCAGCCCCCCAAGAUGUGUCAAGUCUUUCUGUCCUGCUGGGCCCCCAACAUCAGUGAUGUCACUUAUAGCUGGCGACAGGAGGGAGCCAUUGGUUUUGAUCUUGAACCACAUGGCUUGCUUGCAAAUGGACAGGUGCUAAGUGUUUCACUGGGACCAAGAGACAAGAGUGUGGCCUAUUCCUGCAUUGUCUCCAACCCUGUCAGCUGGGACUUGGCCACAGUCACCCCAUGGGAGAGCUGUCACCGUGAGGCAGCCCCAGGAAACGCCUCCUAUAAAGAUCUACUGCUACUGGUGGUGGUACCAAUCUCACUGCUCCUGGGGCUAGUUGGUCUCCUGUCUGCCUGGCACUGUGGUCCCUGCUCAGGGAAAAAGAAGAAAGAUGUCUGUGCUGAUGAGGUAACUCCAGAGACAGAGAACCCCCUUGUGUAG
Messenger RNA from Chrysochloris asiatica (Cape golden mole), 840 nucleotides. It is a transcript of the gene SLAMF8, whose product is annotated as SLAM family member 8. Lineage: Eukaryota; Metazoa; Chordata; Mammalia; Afrosoricida; Chrysochloridae. Gene Ontology annotation, molecular function: signaling receptor activity. The record is from RefSeq and is a predicted model, not a curated record. Gene Ontology annotation, biological process: regulation of B cell differentiation; leukocyte chemotaxis involved in inflammatory response. The transcript has 5 exons. The coding region runs from base 1 to 840 and encodes 279 amino acids.